This is a messenger RNA of Homarus americanus (American lobster), 4271 nucleotides long. RefSeq names its product retinoblastoma-like protein 1. The transcript has 17 exons. Gene Ontology annotation, cellular component: transcription regulator complex; nucleus; chromatin. Gene Ontology annotation, molecular function: RNA polymerase II transcription regulatory region sequence-specific DNA binding. The record is from RefSeq and is a predicted model, not a curated record. Gene Ontology annotation, biological process: regulation of transcription by RNA polymerase II; negative regulation of G1/S transition of mitotic cell cycle; cell differentiation. NCBI's taxonomy places the organism in Eukaryota, Metazoa, Arthropoda, Malacostraca, Decapoda, Nephropidae. The coding region runs from base 92 to 3355 and encodes 1087 amino acids.
UGUUUCCCGCCACACGCCAGGCUCAGCUCACUCUAGUGGAGCCGCUCACUCAGGCGGGAAUGUGAUUGUGGCAAGAUUUAGUAGGCUAAACAUGAGUGAAAUUGAUAUACACUCCAGUGUAAAGAGAAAAUAUAAUGAUCUUUCUCUUGAUUUAAAUUUAGACCAAGCAACAGCUGAUGAAGCAUGGAAUAAUUAUGAAAAUAUUCAGCUAAAAUACAUUCUGGAGGGUGUGCAACUACCAUGGUUGGCGUGUGCACUGUAUGCAGCAUGCAGGCGAAGGUCUGUCCCUACGGUAGGAGGACGCCCUGGGAACAUGAUCCAGGGCAAUUGUGUAUCCCUAACUCGUAUGUUGCAGCACUGCAACCUCCCGUUGACAGAAUUCAUAAAGAAAAUGAAAGCCUGGCUGGCUAUGUCACACUUUGAUGAAGGUUUCUGUCGAAGAGUAGAACUGUUGGAGCGGAACUUUGCUGUGUCCAACAACAUUUUCAAAAAGUACAAACCUAUCUUCCGAGACUUGUUCAAAGAUCCUGCAAAUGACUUACCUCGUCCCCCACGGUCACGUAAACAACGGAGGCCUCCUUGUAACUCUACUGAAAUCUUUCGUUUCUGUUGGACAUUGUAUAUCCUAAUAAAGGGGAAAUAUCCAAGUAUUCCCCAGGAUCUUGUUAGCUGUUAUUCAUUACUUCUAGCUUCUAUUGAUCUUAUUUAUGCAAAUGUGGUGCUCUCCAACCGUAAAGAUCUCAUCAAUCCGACUUGCCAAGGAUUACCAAAAGACUUAUUGAACAGUGAAUCAGGAAGUGAGUUGUCAUCAUGGCCAGUGUCAAUAAUGGAUUAUCUCUGUGAAAAAUUUGAAGGUGUUCUUGUAGAAACCAAAGUUGUCCGGGAAUACUACUGGAAUAAACACAUCAGAGAUCUCAUAGAGAAAAAGGUGCUGAAGGGUGGUGUAGAAGGCACUGGCCUGCUAGAACAAGCAAAUUUUGAUCAUAAUUUGAAAGAAGUGAAAAAUGCCUACGAAGAGUACUUGUUAAGUUAUGGAGAGUUUGACGAGAGAAUGUUCUUGAACGAAGAUGAAGUAGUAAAAGGUGCAACAGGAACAUCUCCUCCAUCAACUCACGCGACCCAUCAGGACUCUCCCUUGGAUUCAGGAUCAAUCAGGCAGGCUAGAAGGAACUUAGUGCAGUCAUUUGAAGGUGACCAUCAUUUAGUGCCACAAACACCAAUCACUGGUCGUCGUUAUACUAUAGACCGUCCAACCAUUGGCAACAAUCCUCUGACAGUGGUCACCUCAGGCCUACAAAAACUUUAUGCCCUUCUUGCAGGUCGAAAAAAUAAUGCUAGUGAAGAACUUCUUGAAGUAUUCAAAACGUGCAAGAUUAACCCCGAGGAAAAGAUUACAUCACUGGUAGCAGAAUUAAGUGAGGAGUUCUGUCGCCUUUACACCCAAGCCACAGAAGACUACAAUGGUCCCAGUAUAGACUUUGCAAAAAUGAGGCUACAGAUGGGCCAGAUGCUGUACUACACCUUUUUGGAACACAUCUUAGUGGAUGAAAGAAGGAGAGGUGUUGAUCUCAUGGCAAUUCUAAAAGAGGAUUUAUUUCAUCGAACGUUGUUUACUUGCUGCCUAGAAAUAGUACUCAAGUCCUAUAAUGAUCCUAGAAGGUUUCCCUGGUCUCUAAAGGUUGGACGUGUAGAGCCUUACUUCUUCAUCAGAAUUAUUGAACCUGUCAUACGGUCGGAGAAACAGUCUGACAAUCAGCUGUCUAGAGAAUUGGUAAAGCAUCUUAAAGGGAUAGAGGAGCAGAUCUUAGACUCUCUAGCAUGGAAGGCAGAAUCACCUCUAUGGCAGAUCAUCCAAAGUGGCAAUAUGGACAUUCCCUCAUGCCAGGAUGUGAAUUUCUCUGAUCAGUUGGAGACAGAGAUGAACCCAGUCACUCCUUCUAUAAGCUUAUCUUUAAAUCCUAUGUCUCCAGCUUCAAAACUAGUCAAUGAUAAGGCUACUCCAAACAAUCUUCAGCUUUCACCUUUGUCCACGAUCUCAGAAAGAUUUCAGUCCCCCGUGGGACAGUCAUCUGCCAGAAGGACUCUCUUUCCAUCUUCUACGUCAGUUGGGUCACUUGAUCCUCCUCCUACGCUUACUUUUUCUCGACCUGGUGGUAAUCGGUUGCCUGCUGUAUCUACUGUGAUCACCACCACUUCAUCUCCCUCCGCCGUUCACAAGUCACCAAGUCGCAUCACUGUUCAGUUGAAGGAGAAUGGAGUAACAACAUUAUACACAGUACCAACAAAUUCUCAAGGAACAACAGGCACUCCAGAGGCCAACACAGAAAAUCCAACUGAGAGAAUAGCUGACACACCAAAUGUAGACAAGAAAAAAGACAAACCAAAGAGACAUGGUUCUUUAGCUUUGUUUUAUAGAAAGUUCUACACCUUGGCAAAUAUGAGACUACGAGAAUUGUGUGAUAGAUUAGAUAUAACAGAUAAAGACCUGAGAAAAAAGAUUUGGACUUGCUUUGAGCAUUCAAUUAUCCACUACACAGAGCUAAUGCGUGAUCGUCACAUGGAUCAGAUGGUAAUGUGUGCUAUAUACAUUACUUGUAAGGUCACAGGAAAUGACCGUAUCUUCCAAGAAAUUAUGAAACAUUACAGGAAUCAACCUCAAGCUGCAUCACAUGUGUAUCGUAGUGUGUUGAUAUCAAGAUCCAAAGCUUCACAUUCAUCCAUGAAAUCUGAAGCUGAUUCUAGUCAGCAACAAGGAAAUGCACCUCCACCCACACCAAGUCAAAUGACAGGAACCUCGGCUAGCUUUGAUUCAGAGGAGCGUGGUGAUCUCAUCUUAUUCUACAACCAAGUAUAUGUGCAACAAAUGAAGGCAUUUGCGCUCAAGUUCCGGGCAGCCCAGGAGGGUGAUCUUCCUCCACUGUCACCACUUCCUGUUGUGCGUCACACCCCAGUCUCUCCACGUCGAAGGAUUUCCAGUAAUCAUUCGGUGUUCAUUAAUUCCCUCAGUCCAGUAAAGGGUAGCACAGCAAUGUCACCACGGAAGCCCCUCCCAUACUUUUUCAACCGGAGUCCAGCUAAGGAUUUGAGGGUUAUCAACAACAUGCUCAAGAUGAAAGGUGCUGGAGUGAAACGCUUGUUGGGUGACACUGACCUUUGUGGUCCAGAUAGUAAGCGCCCCCUUCUUGUUGGCAUGACAAAGCGCAUACAGGGAGUCCUGGGUGAUCGUAUGUCAGCAACACCAACCUUAGACCUUCAACAAGACACAACAGCCACUCGGGAGGCCUUAACUUUGCCACAAAAUGGCCAUGUCACAGAGCCAAUCAGUGAAGACUACAGUACAUCAGAGCAACCUUAGCCCUUUGGCAAUUUUUAGGUGGGUUUAUAGAAGAAUUAAUCAUUGCUUAAGAAACUUUUUUUUCCCCCUUUGCAAUAAAUGGAUGGAUUAUUCUUAGCAAGCUUGUGUUGGUAUGCCAAUGUUCUUGUUUAUCAUUCUGCCGAUACAUGGUCCAUAUCCUUCGACAACGACUGCGUGAAGUUUGUUUCCAGACAAGUACUGUAUCAGACUGGUCUUUUAGGCAAAUCUUACAUGAUGGAGUGUGCAUAGCUGAUAAAUUUACUUCACAGUGGCACCAGUUUCCAUCUUACCCAGCACAGCCUGUAGGCCUAUAUCUUGCUGUUAUCUGAAGCAGCAGAAUAUAUCUUAUAUUGUCAGCUAUCAAGAGGGGCAUUUUAUUGUGCAAACCAAAGAUAUUUGGUUGUGUUUCAUAUUAAAGGUUGUGUUGGGUAAACAAGGGGUCACUACAAUAAAUGAACUGAUUGGUGGCAAUACUUCUAAAUGAUUAAGUUCUUCAGUUAUAUUGUUUUGGGUGUCUUCUCAUCUUCAGAAAGAUAAGAUGUUCAAUAUUAAACUGAUAGAAAAUUUUAUUCACAUGUUUAUAUAGUAAUAAUUAUAUAAUAAAUGUUUAUCGUUGUAACUUAAAUGUUUUAAUUUGCAAUUAUACAGUUGUGUACCUUUUUAUUUUAAAUUUAUUAAAGUGUAUAUUUUGUAUUUUCAUUGUUUAUGCAAUGAGAAUAAUAAGUUGCUACAGUUAGCCAUGUAUACCUUUCCAUGAUUUUGGUUGUGUUCUCUUGCUGUUGAGAUAAAUAUUUGAAAAUUCUCAAGUUCUUUAGAGAAUCCGGUUAUGGUCAUAUUGCGAGGCAGACAAAGAUUUUGGGGGGGGGGAGAUUGGAGUACAAGUUUGUAAAUUGUAAUAAAUUAAUCACUUAUACAA